Oreochromis aureus is the source of this 3792-nucleotide messenger RNA. It is a transcript of the gene ikzf5, whose product is annotated as IKAROS family zinc finger 5. Gene Ontology annotation, molecular function: DNA-binding transcription factor activity; RNA polymerase II cis-regulatory region sequence-specific DNA binding. NCBI's taxonomy places the organism in Eukaryota, Metazoa, Chordata, Actinopteri, Cichliformes, Cichlidae. Gene Ontology annotation, biological process: regulation of transcription by RNA polymerase II. The transcript has 4 exons. The record is from RefSeq and is a predicted model, not a curated record. Bases 519 to 1790 code for a protein of 423 amino acids.
AUUCGUAGGAACUCUCGUUUUACACUGUAGCUGUGGCAGGAGUGUUUUUGCGGACGGACACAGAGUGAACUUUAACCCCGUUAAAAUGGGCUAUUGUUUUGAUUUAGUAGGCUUCUUUUUCGCGUGAAUAAUUACUAGUUUGUCGACAGAGGGAAACAUUUAAUCGCUCCGGUAUUAUUGAGGAUCUAGUUAAGCGUGAAUGAUGACCAGAAAUCCGGGGUAGCUGUUUAACAGAGAUGCUUUCUUCAAGAUAAGCUAAAGUUAGCUUUUCGGCUAAUGUAGCGUAGCGUAGCUUUGGUAACAACAUCGCGAAAAUGAGGAGCGCCGUGUAGGAGAGACGGAGCAGACGUCGGAAAGCGGCGAUUUCCUGCUUGUCAAUCAUAUUAUCCCAGGGUUAUCUUGUCUGUGUGUCUGGAUUAUCACAAAACAGAAUUUCAGAUCAAACCCAUCGAAACAUUUAAGUCGCUGUUUUAGCUUUGAAGAGUGUUGGACCUUUGCAUCACUCGCACAUUCUUUCGAUGGGGGAGGAAAAACCGGACACGCUGGACUUUGUGAAGGAUUUUCAGGAGUAUCUGAGCCAGCAGACUCAACAUGUCAACAUGAUAUCAGGCUCUGUCAGCGGUGUCAAGGAGGCGGAUGAGCUGCCAGCAGACUGCAGUCAGAAUGGACUGGAUCACCCCUCAGUGGACAUGUCAUUGGAGGACAACUCAGGGAUCCUGGUAGAUGGUUUCGAGAGGACCUAUGAUGGCAAGCUCAAGUGCCGCUACUGCAACUAUGCUACCAGAGGCACAGCACGGCUCAUUGAACACAUUCGAAUUCACACAGGAGAGAAACCUCACCGCUGCCACCUCUGCCCAUUUGCUUCGGCCUACGAGCGUCACCUGGAGGCCCACAUGAGAUCGCACACUGGCGAGAAGCCUUACAAGUGUGAGCUGUGCUCGUUCCGCUGCAGCGAUCGUAGCAACUUGUCACACCAUCGCCGGAGACGUCACAAACUCCUGCCAAUGAAAGGCGCCCGCUCACUGUCCCAUAAGAAGAUGCUGAGUGUUUUACAGAAAAAAGCCAGUUCGUUGGGCUAUGGCCGCAGGCUCCUUAUCAAUUUCAGCCCCCCUUCUAUGGUGGUGCACAAGGCUGACAAUGUGAACGACUUCUCCCAUGAGUUGCCCCACUUACGCCAGGAAACCUAUGAUAAUCAAAGUCGAGCAGGCGAGGACGCUCUCUCCGCAAACCAAAAUCACCAUCAUCAUGAUAUGGUCGUGGAUAACCCCCUCAACCAGUUGUCUACUCUGGCAGGCCAGUUGGCCAGUCUCCCCUCAGAGUCCCAGGCCCAGACUCAGCCUUCGAUGUCUCCAGGAGCAGAGUCUAUCGUUGAUGAAAAGCCAUUCCUCAUCCAGCAGCCACACCCUGCCACGGCUCCUGUUGCUGUCACAGCCAAUAUGGCCCAUGCUUCUUCCUCAUCCCCAAUCACCCCAGAACCCCGGGCUCCUCCCCACAGUAAUUGCAGUCCUGGAGUGGGACCGUGCAGCGAGCACAGUGGGCGCACCAGCACCCCUAGUAUCUCCAACAGCCAGCCCAGUACGCCAGCUCCCGGCCUGUCCGCCCCACUUCAGGACCCCCACAUGCUGCAUCACUGCCAGCACUGUGAUAUCUACUUCCCUGACAACAUCCUUUACACCAUUCACAUGGGCUGCCAUGGCUACGAGAACCCAUUCCAGUGCAACAUCUGCGGCCACAAGUGCAAGAGCAAGUACGACUUUGCCUGCCACUUUGCACGCGGGCAACACAAGUAAUGGAUGAAUGCGGAAAACUUUAAAAGAACUUUUAAUGGACUCCUAUGUUUUAUUAUUUCUAUAGUAAUAUUAUUUAUUUAUCUUUCAUUUGGCCUUUAUGUAGCCUUGUCUUUGAAAGUUGUACUUAAACAGGAAAAUAUCAACAUUCAGAUUAAUUUUGUAUAGUUAAAGGUGCCCAUUCAAGUGUAUUACAAAGGGAUGGUCAGUGUUUUUGACAGGUUGAGAAUUUAUUUGUGACAUCAGUUGCAGUGACAUUCACCUACUGUCAUUGAUCAGGAAAAACAUUUCACUACAUAGUCAAGCUAAGACACUUUAUUUAAGGCUACUAAAUUUACCAUGUUGGUUUAAAUUCUUCUUUUUCCUUUGGUAUAUAAAAGAAAAAAGACUUUGCUCAAAGUGGACCUUCCCCCACAGGCAAACAGAUCAGAUUUUUUUCUACAAGUUAUAUAAAAACCAGUGACUGCUGAAUGAAUAACUGUCAGCUAUUUGGCAGUUUCUUGUAGAUCAUCUUUUAAUGUUGCAUUUGGGGAUGGAACAGGUGAAACACUGCAAGAAUGAGGCAACACAGGAUUUUGAAAUUGGGUGUAUCUGCAAAAAAUCCAAGUUCCCAUCCCAGUGACGUUGACCUUAAGGUCAUGGUGGCACGUCAAGUUUCAAAACUUGAAAUUGAUGCCAUAGAUGCAUCUUAUAGGAUGAGGGGAUGAGUGUUGUAUUCACUGAAAUUUCUGUAAACACAGUACUGCAUAAUUUUAGCUUGCUUGCCAAGACAGUGAAAGAGGGAAGGUCUACUAGAAUAUCAAAUUUGCAUUAACAACGUGUCCCUUUCCCAAAAUUAGAAAGUUGUAAAAAAGAAACUCCACACAAAUAAAUUCUCAACACUCCUGGAGCUUUAACCAAGUAUUGCUCUAAUAUUACUAACUCAGGAGUGAAACUGUUGGCCUUGAGGUAUCUUUGUUAAGCCGCCUUGUAGAAAUUAUUUCAGUGCUUGGUGCAUUUUUACAAUUUCUUUGCAGUGCCUGAUAUAGUCACUUUCUUGAGUAGAUAGAAAGGACUGUUACUUUGAAGAUGGAUACAUUUAUUGUUACACUAGUCUCUUCUUAUUGUAACCAACAGACCCAGAACCUUAGGAAAAAACGUUUGGCCAUUGUAGUUUUCUAUGGUAGCCAUGAUUUAUUUUUUACUUUUUGCCAAAAUUCUGCUACAUGAAUGCUGCUAACUAAUGUAAGAAUCAGUGCCAGCUGUACUAUAAAGAUGGCAUUGAGAGUAAAAUCUGGCCAAACUGUGUAUCACUGGUUUUUGGUCAGCCAGCUAAGUUAUCAACCUAGACCAUAUUUGAAGUUGUGUUGUUUUGAAGUUCCUCCAAACAGUGCCGUUUCCUGAAAUCCAUCCUAGUAGCUCCACUUACUUUGUCAGAAGGGUUUUGUGGACCCUUUUAACUGCAUCAUGUCACUUUCUGACCUUUCAAUAUUGUAUGAAGUCACUUUAAUAUCCAGUAUCUCCAUGUUUAGGACAGAAUUACAAAGUCUUGUGUCUCAUGUGAACACAUUCAGAAUGGCCACGUAGCACUGGGUUGCCACGUUUUAGCCUCUGUGUUUACACACGCUGAGAUUUCCAAUUCAUCAUAUUGAUCCCAGUGAUUUUUCUGAAUAUUUACUGAGUAUUGUAUUCUGAAUGGUUGGAUAGAUGUUCAGUGUCAAGCAAAACCGUGCCGCAGUUAAGACUGCUCCUUUAGCGAGAUUGUCCUGUGUCUUGGGUACUGUUGUCUGUUGCUUAGCAACAUGUGUGAAGAACAUAGUUAUCUGUUUUUAGGACCACCUUGUUACCUUACUUACCAGUAAUGGGGGCAUCCAGUAAUGACUGCCUUAUGUUCUCUCAUUGUGUCGUAGGUUUGUAGGUAAUCGUGAAUGUUUAAGCCUUCUGGCGGUGACAUCCCUCUGGGAUGGUGAAUCAUUGUGAGAUGGAUUAAUCUAACUAAUUUAUAAGUAAAGUGUUUUCUAACUGA